GAGACCCUGACCGUGCCCGUGACCCCUGACCCGCGGUGACCUCCGAUGGGCGGCAGGCUGGCGCUGCUGGGCUUGCUGUACCUGGUGCAGGGCCUGCCCCACGGGCUGCAGGCGGGGCUGCUGCCCCUGCUGCUGCUGCGCUCGCAUGGGCUGUCGCUGACCCGCGUGGGGCUGACCCGCGCCCUGCACGCGCCCUGGCUGCUCAAAGUGGCCUGGGCCCCGCUGGUGGACCGGCGCGGCUCCCCGCAGGCCUGGCUGGCCCUGAGCACCGCGGCGCUGGGGCUGCUGUGCUCGCUACUGGCGGCGCUGCCUCCCGGCUCGGGGCCCGGCUCGUCGGGGCUGCCGGCCGGGGCCGCGGCGCUGCUGCUGCUGCUCAACGCAGGGGCCGCGGCGCAGGACGUGGCGUUGGACGGGCUGGCCGUGCGGCUGCUGGCCCCUGCCGAGCUGGGCCCGGGCAACACCGUGCAGGUGGUGGCCUACAAGCUGGGGGCCGCCCUGGCCGGCGGGGGGCUCCUGGCCGUCAGCCCCGACCUCACGUGGGGGUCCCUGUUUCUGGGGCUGGCCACGGUCUAUGGGCUGGCCGCCGCCCUGGCCUGGGGGGCCCCUGCCCUGCAGCUCCCACCCCUGCGGGCCCAGGAGAGUCAGGGCCACCCCCCUCGUGGCUGGCGAGCCCUCCUGGCUGUGCCGGGGACCCCGUGGACCGCUGGCUUUGUCCUUCUCUACAAGUUAGGUGAACAGGGUGCCAUCAGCCUGUUCCCUCUCUUUCUGCUGGACCAGGGUGUGUCAGCUGCAGAAGUGGGGCUGUGGAAUGGGAUGGUGGCUAUGGGUUUCUCCAUCGCUGGUUCUUCCCUGGGUGGUGUUCUUCUUGCCAAGCACAGGCAGCCCCUGCCUCUCCUGAAGCCCCUCCUGCAGCUGCGCAUUGGGGCCCUGGCCUUCCAGAUGGCUCUGCUCUCCUGCUUGCCUAGCUCCAGUCUGGGGGGCCUCUUAAAAGGGGCUGCCUUGGUGAGCCUUGUCCCCCAGCACUUUCUGAGUGGAACUGUGACCACCCUCACCUUUGCUCUUAUGAUACACUGCAGCCAGCGAGCACAUGGCUCCAUCCAGUCCACUCACUACAGCUUUCUGGCCACAUUGGAGCUGCUGGGGAAGUUGCUGCUGACCACAGGGGCUGGAGCCCUGGCAGAUGGGCUGGGCCUGGGGCUGUGCUUCACACUCUUCCUUGCCCUCUCUCUGGUAGCCCUGCUCUAUCUGGACUUGGCUCCCAGUAGCCUGGGUUGAACAAGGAAAGGAAAUGAAGGGAACACUCCCUCAUCCCCUGCUUCUCACACCCCAGACUGGGGCUGGGACCUGGGACCUGUUUUCAGUAUCAAUAAAAACAAAUCCAUGGGCUUUUUA
Molecule: messenger RNA, 1392 nt
Organism: Vombatus ursinus (common wombat)
Lineage: Eukaryota; Metazoa; Chordata; Mammalia; Diprotodontia; Vombatidae
Gene: SLC33A2
Product: major facilitator superfamily domain containing 3
Exons: 5
Coding region: 46-1275 (409 amino acids)
Biological process (GO): transmembrane transport
Cellular component (GO): membrane
Molecular function (GO): transmembrane transporter activity
Source: RefSeq, a predicted model, not a curated record